Messenger RNA from Anoplopoma fimbria (sablefish), 1319 nucleotides. It is a transcript of the gene hspbp1, whose product is annotated as HSPA (heat shock 70kDa) binding protein, cytoplasmic cochaperone 1. The record is from RefSeq and is a predicted model, not a curated record. The transcript is spliced from 8 exons. Bases 138 to 1133 code for a protein of 331 amino acids. Lineage: Eukaryota; Metazoa; Chordata; Actinopteri; Perciformes; Anoplopomatidae.
AACCAACAUAAGCCGGAAUGUUCUAGCACAGUCGUGUUGCUCUGCAUAAAGGAGACCCAACGCACUGGAAAUAAACACAGAUAUUGUGUGCAUUUGUUCAUAUACACUCUAAAGAACCGUGCAAAGUGCUUCACAUCAUGGCAGAGGACAAGCAGGCCAGGAAAUACCCACAGAACCUGCAGGGGGUUCUGCAGCUGGCAGUGGAUGCUGGAUCAGGAGCAGAAGGACCUGCAGCUCUGGAGCCCAUGUCAGAGGAGAGGAAGCUGUGGCUGAAAAAUGCUCUUUCAGAAAUCUGCAAGAUGGAUGAAGUGGAGCAGAUAAAGCAGUGCUUGGCCGUCUUACACCAGGAGGGAAUGAGCGAAAGGGAGAUAAAAGAAGAGGAUGAGAGGGAUGAAGAGGAAGAAGAUGUGCGAAACAAGGCCUUUGAUGUGCUGUCAGAGUUGUGUGAGAACCUGGACAAUGCAAGAGACCUUAUGACUCUUGGCGGACUGGAACUGUGUAUCUCCCACUAUCUGUGUCAUGCCAAAAGUGGACUGAGGUGGCGUGCAGCCCAGCUCAUCGCUUCCUGUGCUCAGAACAUGUCGCAGGUGCAGGAGCAUUUGUUUAGCCUCGGGGCGCUCCCGAAGCUGCUGCAGCUGACAGACUCAGACCCCCACCCCACCGUCAGAGUGAAAUCCCUUUACGCCGUGUCGUGUCUGAUUCGAGAGCAGGAGGAAGGACUCAAAGCAUUCCUGGCCCAUGAUGGCAUCUCAGUGCUGAUGCGUUGCUUGCAAUCGGACAUCGAGAGGCAAAGGACCAAGUCGGCAUUCCUUCUGCUCAACCUGCUGAGGUCAAAUCCCGAACAGAAAGGCACAGCGGCCUCCAUGGGUAUGGUACAGCAGCUGGUUUCUGUUCUCCGCACACCACACUUACCUUUCCAUGAACAUGUGCUUGCUGCCCUUUGCUGUCUGGUGGAAGACUGUCCACAGGGUCUCAAAGACUGCAAGGAUCCUGCUCUGGGUCUGAAGGAGUUACUCAGACAGCGAUCCAAAGAGCUCAAAGGAAAAGAAGAGAGUCAGGAGGAACUGGACUUCUGUGAUCUUUUGACUGAUAUUUGUUUCAGCGGGUCAGAUGACAAUGCGAUGGAUCGCUGAAGUCGUUACCCUCGUCUGUGUUGGUCUCAGUUUGCAAAGAUGUAGCAGAACAUUCAUGAUUUGGGUCAUGGAUGUUAAGCAACUUUUUUGUCUGUUAAGACAAAUGCUGUCCUUAUUUUGCACGUCAUCCAGAAGCUGGAUUUUACUGUGUAAAUAACUCUAAUGUAUAAAAUACUCUUCAAGUCA